Spodoptera exigua (beet armyworm) is the source of this 1623-nucleotide messenger RNA. NCBI's taxonomy places the organism in Eukaryota, Metazoa, Arthropoda, Insecta, Lepidoptera, Noctuidae. The record is from the annotation of a GenBank genome assembly.
AUGGGUCGGCUCGACCGGAGUGAUACCACGGCCUCACAGAAAACCGGCGUGAAACAACCACAGCGUUGUGUUUCGCCAUACAUGCAAGACUUCGGCACGUUGUCGAGUACGACAGUGACGGAGGUGCUGAUGCUGGAGAUGAAGAUGGCUCCCACGGCGAAGACAUACCUUGUGUCCGGGUACCCGCGUUCCAUGAGAGACGUCGCUGAGUAUUCUGAUAAGAUCCAGACUAUAAACGGAGUAGUCCUUGUAAGCUGGCGGCAGAGAGUACUGGAGCGACAGAUCGAGUAUGGCGCACGCCUCGGCCAUGUCGUCCUGAGUCUGGCGCGGAUGGAACUCAACAACUUCUACAAGAACGUCAUGCCCGUGGCAGACUACUUCGACCAGACCAACAUGCUGAUUGCGGUAAACGGCGAACGCAAUCCAGAUGAAGUGUACAAGGACUUCAGAGCUGCUGUACUUCAAAUCUUAGGUGCUACGGAAGAUCAGUCCACGAUGAAUGGUGUUAGUGGCGUUGGCGUCGGAGCUGGUGGAAUACCAGGAGAGAUAGUAGGAGUGGAACCGGCUCCAGUAGUAGAUAUAGAAAGAGAGAGAAGAGAAGAAAAUGUGGCACCUGUUGUGCCUUUGCCUGUAGCCAUGCCGUUGCCUGUACCUAAGGCCUUGCCUGUAACCGUACCUGUUAAGGAAGUGGCGAAUGAUAGAGUGGUUACGCCGAAGCCUGAAGUAAUAAGGGUCCGAGGAGAAACGACCACUCCAGCUUUGCUCUGGGUGGUGGGUGGCCCAGGCAGCAAUAAGGCCACUCUCUGUCAACGAGCGGUCUCGCAGCGACAAGGCUGGACUCAUUACAGCCUAGGCCAGCGUCUCCGCAGCCUAGCAGAUGCAGGAGGACGUCCAGCAUCAGACGGUGCGCUCGCUCGCGCAGCCAUCAGUGGAGGAGAACUCGUUCCUAUGGAACUGGUCACUAAGCUGGUCAGAGCAGCCAUGCAGGAUGCUGGGAGAAUGGGCCAUGGGCUGGUCUUAGAUGGGUAUCCUAGAGACUUGGAACAGAUGGAGCAGUUCCAAACUGAGUUCCGUAUAUCUCCUCGCAUGGUACUCUUGGACUGCUCCAAGCUACAGCUGGGUCGUGGAAGACGUGACGACUCCGUGGCCGCCUUCAGGCGGAGACUGGAGGUCUUCCGCGAACUCAGCCUGCCCAUGUUGAAGACUUUAGACCAGGACCAUCGGCUGGUCAUCGUGGAUGGGGAUACUGACUCUCCUGACGUGCAGACGGAGUUCACCAGAGUAUUGCUCGAGGAGAUGGAGAAGGCUGAAGCCCUAGCUGCCAUGCCACAGCCUCAAGAACAACCAAGCCGCAAAGAUCCGCCGAGCAUGCAGCAGUUUGCAACAGCUGUAUCCCGUAUGGGCGGUGGACUUGCCAACGGACAUGCUAAUGGUUCCGUGCCCAAUGGGAACGUGCACAACGGUGGCGUUGGUAAUGGGUUCAUUGCCAUGUCCGGGAAUAAGGUGAAACCUCUUCUAAACAACGUGACAAAGAUCCCGACAGUGUCGCAGAUGACCCAUGACGACGUGCGCGCCCUCUAUGAACACGGUACCGGAGAGAUCACCAUGAAUACCCACAUGUAG